Molecule: messenger RNA, 10515 nt
Organism: Schistosoma bovis
Lineage: Eukaryota; Metazoa; Platyhelminthes; Trematoda; Strigeidida; Schistosomatidae
Source: the annotation of a GenBank genome assembly
AUGAAAAUUGUUACAGAUCCUUCAGAUUGUAUAACACUUUGUAAAAAGAACAGUUUUACGUGGUCAGCUAUAUCAAAUGACUCGUUUUGUUUCUGUGGAAAUAAUUUACCACCGGAUACAGAAUUAUACAAUUCAAGUUGCUUGUAUUCAGAAACGGUAACUGUCUAUAGGACAGAAUCAAAUGUUUAUAUAGGUCCAUUUGUGAUUACAACAACAGAUUUGACAGUUAAACAAGUUGGAGACACGAUCUCAAUAAAUUUUGUAAUACCAACAGAAUUUAAAGUUUUACCUGGUGUAAAAGUUUAUGAAUUCGAUUAUGGCGAUUCACUACAAACUACAGAAAACAUCUCAGAUAUUACUAUACCACUAGUAAUAAGCUACAAUGCACCAGGUCCUGUUUGGCCAACGCUGAGGGCAAGAAAUCAAGAUGGUACAAUUACUGGCUCAGCAAGUUUAGCAUUAAUGAUUUAUGAACUGAUAACUCCGGCUGAUAUUACGUUUAACUGCCCACUACUUGUCAUGAGUGGAUCUGUAUUCACCUGUCAACUGAAUUGCAAUAAAGGAAGUCAUAUACAAGGGACUGUGUCGUUUGCGAACGAUUGGCAGGAUACAAUCUCAUUACCAGAACCAAAUUAUGAUUGGAUAGGACUGCCUCCAAAACGUAUGAAAGAUACAAUGAUAAAUUAUAACACAAACAAGUUAAUCAUCACUGGUUCACAAGCUCGCUAUGAUGGAACAAUCAGUACAAUUCAAAUACAUGCACUUCUAUUAACUGAUGUCACCUUUUAUCUUUUACGCGUUCAAUGCACUGGUGGUAUGUACAAUUUUGAAACCAAUAGCUGUUCAUCGACCAACAAUCGUAGCGUAACGUGUACAGCAGAUCAAGUGUUUUCUGGUUUGGUCCGGGAUUGCGUUAAUAUAUCAUCAUCCUACUGCGGUAAUCUACGGCAACUGAAAUUAGAUAAACCUAUAAUUGUUGAAAAUUAUGAUUAUCAAGUGAUAGGAAUUUAUACUGUCAAAUUAACAGUUUUAGGUUGGCAGAGUAUUAAGUUGCCUUCAGUAUGGACUAUUCAGUCAGGUGAUCGAAUAGGAUUCACUAGUAUCUUAGCAGGAAGUAUUGGAUGUGCUCCUUCCUCAUCAUAUGAAGCUGAUGAUUUAGAAACCUUGACAACGUUUUCUGGAACUAAUGGAAGUUCUGUAUUAGGGAGUAGUCUAAAGCGUUUGACUUCUAUACGACAUCAGAUUGGGGCUUGGAUCAGGCCAACUCAUGAUGCAUUAUUGACUGGAUAUAUAAAUACGACAGGGUAUCAAGACGUCUCACUUCAGCUGUACAGUUACUGGGGCAAGAACUAUACAUCACCGGCUCUCAUUAAAACCACUAUUAUGAUAGAUGAAAUUAUAAAUGAAACUCAGCUAAUAUUAAACUCAUGUGCUGCGGGAAUACAAUGUUCAUUAGAACUUAAAAGUCAUACAGGCAUUAAUGUCACUUAUGUAUGGGAUUUUGGUGAUGGCACAGUACAGAAAACAACAUCAGUUAAAAUGGUGCAAAAAACCUACAGUACUGUUGGUAAUUAUAAUUUGAUCGUCAAUAUAAGCAACAGUAUCCAGUACAAAAUAAUUGUACAAAAUGUGAGUGUGAUAGACAAAUUUGAGUUUAAUGGAAUACAAGGAAAUCAGUUUACUGAAUUGAAUGGACUAACCACUCUAAAAUUAAAUCUAUCUGGAAACAGAUUUAUAUGUUCCUGGUAUCUGAACGGUGUUUUGUCUAAAAAUGAUAGUAUGACACAAUUUGAUUACAUGCAUAUUCAAAGUGGUGUGGUAGUCUGGAAUGUGACUUGUCGAACUCCUGUGGAAACUAUUAGUAGAAAACUGGAACAAUUUGUAAUAGAGCGUUUCACAGGACUUUCACUUGUAACCAAGAGUUUACAAGUGGCAAAACCAGCUCAGAUUGUUUUUACUUUCAUAACUGGGAAUAAUUUAACAUCUCAGUUGACUUUCUUUAAUCAAAUUUUAAAUACACGCAUUGAUUAUGUACAGAAAACUAUCACAUCUGAACUGGUGAGUGAGUCACAGAUAGCGUCUGUAAACUACAGCUUAUGGACAACCAAUCCAAUUAGUUCAAAUUUAACUACUGGUCAGAUACUGUUUGAUGUACCAGUACUUGGGAUGAACAUACAAGUUGAGCCAAAUUACGCUGGCCCUUCUCAAAACAUGAUUUUUCGUGUUUCGUUUCAAGAAGGCACAUCAAUCAUUUUGACUGUUAAUUAUGGGGACGGUGAAGUAAUCCAGCAAUCCGCUAUGCAGUUGCAAACAUGGCCAAAGGAUUAUCAGUUGACCAAAAAGUAUUUAAACGCCGGUGAGUACACUGUGACGUUUUCAGCAUCCUCAGGGGGUAAUACAGAGAACAGGACAGUCACGGUUUAUGUAGUUGAUAAGAUUGGGGUUUACGCGGCUCAAGCCAUCACUGAAUCUGUAGCUGUUUACGAUCCCGCAACUUUGAAGAUAACAAGGCAAUCUGGAAAUCCUGCAGUGUUAACUAAAAUAAGCUUAGACUGGGGCGAUAACAGUCAGUUCACCCUAGACGAUUUCCGCGAAGGUACUGUUUACAGUCAUAUUUACAAAAGUGAGGGGGAUUUCGGAGUUACCGCUUUACUUACAAAUCCAGUUGACCAAAAGGUUUUUGUUACCACACUUAAAGUUAGAGCAAGAAUUGAAGAUUUUGGUUGUCAAGUUGCACCAAAUCCAGUUGAGACAGGAAAACUGUUAGUGAUUUCAGUGGUUUAUAAAAGUGCACAAGAUGUCAUCAUCAGUGCUUUGUUAAAUAACCGAACAGAUUCCAAACAAAUCAAUGUACCAGGAUCUAUCACAUUUACUUUAACAUACACUGGAAUAGCUGCCAAUUUUCCAACACUAGCUAAAUAUAAAGUGGUAUGGGGAGAUGGAAGUGCACUCUCAGAAGGAAUGUUAACAUUGGCAAAUCAACCACAAAAAAUCAGUCACGUUUUAGCUGAUUUAAAUUACUUUCAAGCUUCUGUCACCUUGGACAAUGUUAUAAGUACCAUGACGAAAAAUACUCAGGUUGCCGCUUUUGGUUUAUUCCAACAAAUUGAUUUGAUAAUAACAGUUGCAUCUACUGGUGAUCCUGGUUAUGGAGCAGAUGGAAACUUUUAUCCACUAGGAGUUCAAUUAAAAUUCCAAGUGCUUGCAAAUGGAAAGCCAAAUAAUGUGGCUAAUAUCACUUAUUCAAUUAUAAAUAAAACUAAUAAUCUCAUACUGGACUCAGGAACUGUUUGGAAUAAUUACUUUUUCUACACAUUUACUAAGUUUGGAGAAUAUAAUAUUGUAGUACUGGCUUCAAAUCCAGUGAGCGCGAAAUCAACUUCAAAAGAAAUUUCAAUUAGGACUUCCAUACGUGGAUUAAAAGCUUAUCUUGUCGGUAAUGGUAUGUUGGAACCAAAUCAACAAGGUAUAAUACGUAUUUCAUUUGAAGCCUAUCCAAACGAUGCGUGUUUGUGCGUAGAAAAAUCAGAUGGAGUUGGUCCAGUUUAUUAUCCGAAAUUAACAGAUCCAACAUCUUUCUGUUCAUUAUGUCCCAGUUACUUACGUUUGCAAGAUGCACCAGUCAAUCUGACAUUCUCAUUAAGUGUUCAAUAUGGUUCAAGCGGACCUCAGUAUGUGUCUAUCCAGGCUAUUAGUGCGUCGGAAAUAGUCGAUACUAAAUUAUAUAUCCCUGUUACAUUUUCAACGUGUCCUCCACCUAAAAUAUCUAUGUCGAAUGCAUCAUCACAAUUAACAACUUAUCCAAUUAAAGCAAUUACCUCCGAAAUUAUAAAUAUUGAAGCAAUACUUACCGUACCAGAUUGUUUGUUAUCAGUACCAAAUGAGAAAUUAUGGACUUUAUACUCCAUUGAUUUAGAUACUACACAAACAUUAGGACCAAUCUCAUUAUCUCAAGAACUUAGUUCCAAAACACUAAGACUUGGUUUACCUGCUAAUUUUCUUUCACCCGGGCCAUACAAAGCUACGUGUUCAGCGUAUUUUACUCCACCUCAAGGAGUACCAUAUAUUGUCUCAGAAAGCGCAUAUAUAAUAGUUGUCCCACCACCAUUAUUAGUUCAGUUCGAUGUGGGUAAUCCGAUCAGCAAGACAAUCGAUUUAUCUAUUAAUGAGAUAUGCUUAAAACCUGAGGUUUAUUCGCUUGAUCCUGCCAUGAAUAAUGUAAACGUUCCACAGGGUAUCGGAUCUUGGAUAUGGUAUUGCAGGCAAGUCGAUGAAGAAUUGUCAGGAAAGUUGAUUUCGCCCAAACCUCCGGGUUAUCAAUACAAUGCAUACUAUACUGGUUGCUUUGGUGACGGUCCAGGAGUAAUUGAUACAAAUAAUGGUACUCUGUGCUUUACAACGGAAAACUUUAGAAUAAAUAAAACAUAUGAAGUUACAGUCAUCGGCAGUAAACCACCCAAACGGAUUGGAAAAGCUACAAUGCAACUGUUGACUACAAAUGAAGUAGCACCAAUCUUUACAAUAAGAUGCAGCAUACCUUAUCUGUGCUACAAUCUAGAAUUUGACUCAUCAAAUUUAACCAGUUGGUUCAUUCCUGAAUCAGAUGAUCUUUAUGUAACAGUUUUAAUAGAGUUUGGAACCCUAAGCCCUGAUAUGAAAUUUAAAUGGAAUAUCAGAGAAAUGCAUUCAGACGGCACACUUUUACCAUUCGAUCAAGUUCAACAAGAUACUUACACAGAAGGGACAUUUACAUCAUCAUGGCGAAUAAAAAAAGGAUAUUUUAUCAAUAAGUCAAAUGAUGUCAAAGGAUGUAUUGUAUGUGCUACCUUAACUAAAAAUACUGACAUAGGAACAUCUUGUUUACGAUUCAAAUAUUUGCCAAGACCCACACCGGGUAUAUGUACAUAUACUUUAAACGAUACAAAUAUGUGUGUAAACUGCGUAAACUUCACUAGUAUUGUUAGUCCACUGACAUAUACAUUCUUUCUUACGAAUUCAUCCAUCAAAAUUGCUCUUGCAAGUGAAAACCUUCCUAAAACUUGUUUCGUUGUACCUUAUAUGUACAGUCCACUAGAUGCUUGUGUCUAUGUUUCUGAUAAAUUUGGGGGUUCAAUAGAAGUAUGCUAUGCGAAUAUAUUCGUCCAAGCGAAAUCACUGGAUCUUAUGCGUGCCGCAAUACAAUCACUUGUAGAAGACAAAAAAGCUGAAUUAAACAGAUUGGUUGUUACUGGACAGUUGACAGAAAGUGCUGAUCUAGUUACCAGUUAUGCAUCUGCUGUGCAAAUGUUCUCUACUCUUGAAACUCGGAACUCCGCUGGUGCAAAUAAUACCCCAGAUGCAAUUUUUAAUCGUGAUUUACGUUCUAAGGUUAUUCAAAUGCUGGUAAAUACUGUAAACAAUUUUAUACCGACUGAUUCAAAUUCAUUCAUCUUAGCAAUGUCAUGCACUGCGAAUAUACUUAGCAAUACCUUGGACGUGGAUAGAAGUUCUCAGUCAAAAUUAAACACAUACCUUACUGAAGUAACUGAAUCUCUAGAAGCAAUUGUUUGUGAUAAUACAGACCAGUUGUUAACAAUGACCUCAACUAUAUUUCAAUCAGCGCUUCUUUUAGCUGAUGCUGGAAAUAGUCAGAUUAAUAACCCAAUCUCUUUAGAUAUACCAACAGAUCCAGCUCUACUCGAUUACAAUGUCGAUCUCGAGAAGGCAGGUCUACAGACAUCAGGUUUGGAUCCUAUGAGUGAUUUAAUGUUGCAAAACAGUGCAGAUCAACAAUCAUUACUGGUUGGCCAGACAUUAGAUAUGAUCCGUAAUCUGAUGACCACAUCACAAAAAGUCACACAAGGUUUGUUAAUUGAAGGUGCACCGCCAAUAACAUUUCAGACGUCAAACGCUGUGAUUAGUCUUUCUAGGAUUCCGCCGAAUAAAUUGUCAAAUAGAAUUGCGGUAUUAAAUGGAAGUCAAAAUGAUGUUUUUGUAAACAAUUUAUGCAGAAACUUUCAAGCUUUAAAUGAAAGUUGUUCAGAAUCAUAUAGCCUUCAAACAUUCAUAUCAAAAACAAACCUGUUCUCAUUUCGUACUGGUUCAUCUAUACCAAUCCCAUUUCAUACUGAGACUAUUUCAAUGAUUUUAUACAAUAACAAACCAGUUAUCGUUAAAGAUGUCAAAGAAAUAGUUGAAGGAAUUGUUCACAGGAUAUCAAAUUUUAAACAACCAACCUUUACAAGUAUGGAUCCAGGAACAAAUCGACCUCAACUACCAGCUGCACGAAUAGCUGUGGAUAAAACAGAAAUUUAUCAAGCUCUUUUGAUGAGUCAUCAGGUAGUACCAGAUGAUGUAGCUGUAUUUUUCCAGUUGUACCCUGAAAAUAUUUCUGAAUGUCCACAAUAUUUACUGUUCCUAAGACUGAUUGAUCCCCCAGUAAUUUCCUUAUCAACUGGGGGAUAUGAUAUGUGGACAACGUUACCUGAGGAUACUUCAAAAUGUGUUAAUAUGACCACAAACCCAAAUGAUCCAAAUUACAGAUAUACAUUUAUGUUGGAUAACCGUCAACUAAUGGAGCUUAGAUCAACACAGAAAUAUAGUGAAAGAUUUGAACUUCUACAAAAGUCUGUAGCUCAAACAGUUUACAUUGGUUUUCGUCAAUUGAAUCAGUAUGAGAUUAAUACGUAUAAAAAUACAAGUCCUCCAUUAAUUCCUUAUCAAUACAGGGACCAAAUAAACAACACAGCACUUUCACGUUGGUUUUUAACAUCUUGUGUAUCUGGUCAAGUGGAUUCUUCGAAAAAAUGGUCCACAAGCAAAUGCCGAGUUGGUCCUAAGACUACCGUUCAACAGACUCAAUGUAUAUGUGAUGAAUUUUCCACAUUCACAUCUGGAUGGUUUGAACUACCCAACAGUAUCGAUUUCAAUUAUGUAUUUGCUAAUAUAGAUUUUAACAAAAAUCCUACACUGUAUGCUACAGAGAUUUCCCUUUGUAUCAUAUUUUUAUUAAUACUUAUCUGGGCACGUAGAGAAGAUAUUAAGGAUAUAGAAAAGCUUACUGUCACACAGUUGUCUGAGAAUAAUCCAGAUUGUGAGUAUUUUUAUGAAAUCAUUGUGAGUACUGGACAUCGUAGAUGUGGGGGCACUGAUUCUAAAGUCUGUUUUAUUCUUUCUGGACAAUAUGGUGAGACAGGCUGUUACGUUCUACAAGAUCCCAAUCGAAAAGUAUUGUGUCGUGGUGCCACGGAUCGAUUUUUACUCGCUUGUCCAAAACCGCUGGGGCCGUUAAUUUACAUACGUUUAUGGCAUGAUAAUUCUGGUGUAGGUGAUAAAGCAUCGUGGUAUUGCAAUUAUGUUGGAGUGGUUGAUUUACAAACUAGAGAAAAGUCACAUUUUAUUGUUGAAAGUUGGUUUGCAGUUGAAGAAGGUGAUGGUCAGGUGGAUCGUAUUAUUCCUGUAACAAGUCAAGAAGAAAUGUUAACAUUUAUACACAUGUUCAGCACAACAGCAUCUCGAAAUAUGACUGACGAUCAUUUAUGGAUAUCAGUUGUAGCUCGUCCAAUAUUCAGUCGAUUUACCAGAGUGGAAAGAGUUGCCUGUUGUUUACUUUUACUUUAUCUAUCUAUGCUUGGUUCAUGCAUGUUUUACAAAGGUGAAGGAUCUGUCAAACAGCCAAAUUUAAUUAGUCUUGGACCAUUUGGAUUCACUCCCACAGAGUUUUAUGUAGCUAUUGUUAACAAUCUGCUUACAUUCAUUCCAUUGUUUUUAAUCAUUUAUAUAUUUCGUAAUUCACGUUUACGGGUCAGUCAUGCAACGAAAUUACGCCAUGCUAUUGAAGAACAUUUAGAUGAAAAACUAUAUAUUGGAAAAGCUUCAUUUAUUUAUAGUACUCAGUCAGCAAUACAAGAUACAAGCAAAAAUGAUGACCGUGAGGCUCUGGCUGAAAAUGCUGACGAUACUGAAGGUAAAGAAAAAGGACGAACUUUGUUUUGUGGAUGGCAAAUGCGUAUUUUCGCUUGGUUACUUCUUAUCAUAUGUUUGGGUAUAGCUGUCACUUUUACAACAUUCUAUGGUGUGAUGUUUGGUGAAGCUACAUGUAAAAAAUGGCUGUCAUCAUUGUUUCUAUCAUUCUUUAUAAGUGUACUUCUAGCUCAACCAAUAAAGGUACUACUGCUAGCCGUGUUCUUUUCAUUCAUUUGUAAAUCAACUGAUCGAGUAGAUCAAAUAGAAAUUUUUGAAGAAGAAGAUCGAAUAAUCCAAACAUUAGGAAAGCGGUAUCAACUUCGAAUGGAUAGAGAAUACUUAAAUAAUAACUACCUAUCUGAUGAUUUUCGUCCACAACGUUUGGUAAUCCUACCGCCGGAUCCAUCAGACUUGGCACGUGCUCGAGCUUAUCGACUAAAACAAAGAAGAGCCAAUGAUAUCAUUCGUGAAGUUAUACUUUACGUUUUCUUUCUCACAUUGCUACUAAUUGUCAGCUUAGAUUUCCGUGAUGCUAAUGGAUUUCUCUUGAAAUCUAGUCUACAAAAUUUGUUUUUUCCAAGUUCAUUUCAAAGUAUGAAUGAUGUGGACGAUUUCUAUAAAUGGGCCCAGAAUGUUCUAAUUCCUGGCUUGCGUGCAGAUCGAUGGUAUAAUCGUAAUCCACCUUUGUUCCAACGUGGUUUCUUGCAAGACAGAACAGAUCGAAUAAUUGGUUAUGGAAUGAUGAGACAACUACGAACUAAAAAAGAUUCAUGUAACGUACACGAACUCGCAAAACAUCUAUUCAAACAUUGCUACGGAAGUUAUGAUAUGUUCAACGAAGAUAAAGAAGCGUAUGGGAUAUCAUGGGCUAAGUUUGAAGGAAAUGAUAAGUCGAAUAACUCUGCACCAGAAUUUGUUUAUCAAAAUUCAUCACAGUUGAAAGGUUAUCCAUAUCUGGGACAGAUUACAUGGUAUUCUGGAGGUGGAUAUGUUCAUUUACUAAGAGGUUCAAAGGAUGAAAUGUUAGACAGGAUGAGUUUUUUAAAUCAAACUCACUGGAUCGAAUUCUCUACACGUGCAAUAAUAGUACAAUUUACAGUGUAUAAUCCUAAUAUCAAUCUGUUUGCCAUUAUAACUGCUCUAAUUGAAAUGCCUGGUAUCGGUGCAAUGAUACCAUCGUAUCGUAUCGAAACGGCUAAUUUGUUUGGAGUACUGGGCUCUAAGACUAAGCUUGCGCAAAUUACAUCUCAGGUAGGGAAUAUUUUAAAUGCUUAUUUGGACUCAAUUUUCUCUGACGCAUAUUUUUGCAUUAAGGAUUACAAAGAUUUACAAAAAGAUCUUAAGCUUCCAAUUUGUUUCUUUGGUGUUCUUUUCGCACUAUUUGCAUUCAUACUAUUUUGUUAUUUAAUCAAAGAACUACGCAGCAUGUUCAGACAACGGUUGAAAUAUUUCACGAAAUUUUGGAAUUUUGUUGAGUUAUUCAUUAUUUGCGGCUCUAUAGCUGCUAUCGCUGCAUAUAUUUACAUGAUACUGAGUACAAAGUCAUCUAUUGAAGAGUUUUCACGUACACAUGGUAAUAUUUAUAUGAAUUUUCAACUAUUGGCAUAUUGGAAUGAAAAUCUUACGUAUUUAACUGCUAUAAUUUGCUUCUUUGCCAUGUUAAAACUUGUAUACUUAUUUCGUUUUAAUCAAAGAGUUGGUUUAUUAGGGUCUGUGUUGAAAUAUGCAGCAACAGAUUUAAAAUAUUUCUGCUUUAUAUUCUUGGUUGUCUUUUCAGCGUUUGUAUUAGUCUUCUACUUACUUUACAAUGAUACACUAAGUGGUUUUAAGACAAUUUUAAAUGCUAUAGAAACAAGUAUGCAGAUUAUUCUGGGGAAAUUCGAUUUCACAAGUAUGUAUGAACGACAAAUGGUGUUGGGUCCAUUACUGUUUGCUGCUUUCUCUUUAUGCGUUGUAUUUGUAAUGGUCAGUAUGUUUAUAGCUAUACUCGAUGAGAGUUUCCAACGUGUUCUUAAAGAUUUAAGUUUGCAGUCAGAUGAUCAUGAAAUGACUCAGUUUAUUGCAAUCCAAUUUAUCCAAUCUAUUGGUCUAGAUAGAACAACAUGGGGUAAGAAUUUUAUCAAAAACGUCAAUACACAACAACAAGAACCAAUUUAUGAUCCAGAAAGUGAAUCUUCAAAACAUGUUGCUCAGCUGAAAUCACUAAUGAAUGAAUUCUUAGAGCAUGUUCAACAAAACUUGAUUACAGAAGAAAGAAAACCCGUGGAUUCGAAGUGAUUAGUUCCAUCAUUGCUGUCAUGUCUGUUUGUAGUAAGAAAAUAAAUAAACCAUGGUUAUCAUAGAAAAACUCUUCAAAAUAACACUUUUCGAAAAUUCUGCUUUUUCGAUUAUUUAUUCAAUAAUAACAUCAGUCUAUAUUAGCUAUACUUUGCACUUCUAUGUUAUCCAUUCUUUUUUUCACACCUUCGUGUAAUACUAACCUCUUUUUACCAUCGCAAACACUAUGUUUAAAACAAUAAUAAGUAUUGAAAAAUGUCUUUUUUUAAUUAAUUGAAGAAAGAAUGAUUCUAG